Molecule: messenger RNA, 1354 nt
Organism: Paraglomus brasilianum
Lineage: Eukaryota; Fungi; Glomeromycota; Glomeromycetes; Paraglomerales; Paraglomeraceae
Source: the annotation of a GenBank genome assembly
AUGUCACAGUCACAUUCGCAUUUUCUUGACAACAAUGCUAUUACGAAACAGAGCUUAAGGGCUUGGUGGAAGCACUUUACAGCAAAAACUGCAAAGAAGGGGCCUGAUGAUAAAGGGAAAGGAACGUAUGUGUUCGAUCUACAGACUGAGAACCCUCCGACUUCGAAUGGCGACCGUAUGGCUCAUAGCCAGAAUGGAGCUAUUUUAAGGGCUUCGAGGUGUUCAUUUCUGGAUUUGUGGAAUUGUAGACCACAGUCGAUAUUCGGAACAGAUCUGAUGAGUGCCAUAGAAUACGCAAGCGUUCCAAUAUGUAUGGCUGGUGCUGAUGGGCGACAAUAUGUUUAUGGGUAUAUCCCUACUAUAGUUGCUAAAUGCGGGAUGUAUUUAAAGGAGAAAGCUACACCAACCGAAGGUAUAUUUAGACUUAGCGGAUCUGCGAAGAGAAUAAAAGAAUUGCAGGCAAUCUUUGAUUCGCCUCCCUCCUAUGGCAAGACAUUGACCUGGUUGGGAUAUUCGGUCCACGAUGCCGCUAAUGUUUUAAGAAGAUAUUUGAACAACCUACCUGACCCAGUAAUACCACACCAAUGGUACGAACCGUUUAGACGCGUUUUAGUUAAUUAUCCAGACGCACACAGAAGAGUGCUGGCAUAUCAGAAACUGAUUGCAAAAAUUCCGAAAGAGAAUCAGAACCUAUUGCUCUAUAUUCUUGAUCUUCUUGCAGUAUUUUCAUCAAAGGCGGAUCAAAAUCUGAUGCCAUCGAAGAACCUGGCUUCCAUAUUCCAACCGGGUAUUCUUUCUCACCCCGACCAUGACAUGGCUCCUGAGCAGUACAAACUAUCGCAAGAAGUCGUAGAAUUUUUGAUAGAUUAUCAAAGUUAUUUCUUGAUAAACGUUCCAUUUACCAACAGCAACACAUCCGCUCCGCAAGCACAACCUUCUGCUUCAGCAAUAGCAUCAACAUCAAGCGAAGUGCCACCGCCGCCGCCACCAAGACCAGUUAAUUAUGAGGGUAACACUCAAUCAUUAAUAGAACCCCCCGAUUUAAAUAAUCCACGACCUCCACCUACUCUGUUAACUCGUCGCCCAUCCCUCAAUGGGGUUCGAAGUACGACUGGUGACUCUAUAUUGGAAAGUCUUCAUGAUUCACCAAGUCGUUCAAAGUCUCUCGGAAGAAGUCAUACAUUACCUAGUAACAUUAAAAAACUUCGAAGAGCGAGACGAGAUGAAGACUCAAAUGCGAAUGAUGAAAUUGCAAGCGAUUUGAAGCGAAAAGUUAGGAAAGUAAAACAAAUAGAUCCAACGAAAGUAAAGCCAUCGACGCAGGAACGGUCAUCAUUAAGUAGUCCACCAAACA